Molecule: messenger RNA, 1767 nt
Organism: Angiostrongylus costaricensis
Lineage: Eukaryota; Metazoa; Nematoda; Chromadorea; Rhabditida; Metastrongylidae
Source: the annotation of a GenBank genome assembly
AUGCUCCCAACCAAUGAGAUUGCCACGUCGUUAUGCCUAGAUGAUCACGACGACUCAUCUAUGCAGCAGUCGACUUCGUCGUCAAGUUCACCUUGCUUAAUGCUUAAGGUUAAACUUGCUACGCCGCCAGAUUAUACGGGCCGUCCUUGGUAUCAUGGCGAGAUUUCGCAGGCGGAGGCCGAAGUAUUGCUCGAAGAUGCCAAACCUGGUCGCUUUCUCGUGCGUAAAGCGGGUCCAACACGAUAUUUUCUUUCAUGUGUGACCGAUAAUAAUUUACUACUUCAUUUACCAAUUUUUAUCUUCGAGCAAACACUGGGUUUAUUCCGAGCAUUUGUUUCCAGCACUUCGAGGGGUGAUGUUAUAACGGAAAUACAUCCACUGGAGAAAUGUUAUAUUCUGGCGAGAAAUGAGAGGACGGGUCAGACAGGUUACAUGUCCGCGAAGACAUUAGAUCCUAUCGUGAGUUUGACAAAUCUUGGUGCGGGUGCUUUUUUGGUCCGUUCAUCAAGCCAAGGUGCUGAUGCUUUUGCACUUUUGGUGAAUACACGAGAUAAGAUCGAAAAAUUUCUUAUUCGUGGCGGUACGGAAGGCUCUGAUGGCUUCUUUCUUGCCGGUCGUCGUUUUCCUUCGUUACAACAUAUUAUAGACAGAUAUUGCGUUCAUCCUAUUGCAAACAAUGUGCGUUUAACGCAUGCUGUUCUGUCAUCAGCGUCGCGGUCUCGUGUACCAACUGAAGAUCAACAUGGCGUGGCUGUUGCGCCGGGAACUACGUCGACAUCAGAAUGGUCACCUAAUGUAACCUAUAUCGAGGCAACAGAUGACUACUUCAAUCACAACUGCGCAUCUAAUACUGUUGCUGCUGUUUUUUCCUUUCUUACCUUUUAUGGGCUUUUUUUUAUUUUAGCACGAGAAGAAAAAGCGUGGAAACCAUGUUGGCUUACGCUAUGCGAUGAUCCCAACGAUGGUUCGUGUUUUCACCAAAUAUUUUUGUAUCAAUUGGUAUUUCAGAGCGCCAAAGUCCGACUUGUGCUAGAUUUGGCGUAUUGUGUAAUGUAUCUACUUGAUGAUUCUGUCUUCUCGCGUGAGGGUUGUAUAUUUUUCUCGCAGACUGACAUCGACCUUCCCGGCGUGUACCUAUGUUUUCGGCCAACACAUGUCCUCAUCAAAUGGCUUGAAUUAUCUGAAUCACUGAAGCAGGACGGCUUUUAUUCUCACUUCCUAAACAUUUGUGGUCCUCCAUCAGUAAUAUUUGACUGUUCCUUUCUGCUUCCACUACUACCUCCCGAGAAUGGCACUCUGCAAUUCUCGGUUCUUUCACAUACUAGUGGUGGAAAAAAGGGCAGGCCACUUGGUGUCUCGGCUUUACUCUCUUUGCCUGAUUCACUGCCGUAUUCUGAUUCACCGGAGUUAGGAUUUACGUUUCAUGCUACGCGGUAUCGAUUUCGUUCUUUUGUCCUUAUUUUUAGUGUUAUGCGUCAGGACUCAUUCACGACAACAUUGCUAACCCAAACGCUGCGUAUUCUCGAAGAUGCAUUUGAUGCAAUCGGUGUAGCAAAUUUGAAGUUAUUACAGCCAACAGAAGUGGAUCACAUAGUUGCCGUUCUCGAUAAAUUGGUUUCACCGACUUCAUUAGUAUGUGAUCUGCUCGUUGUGGUUGCACAACUAGCUAGUGAGCGAUUUCCUGAUGAACCUCAUUUGGUGAGGAGGGUGUUAAGGUUUGUCAGUCAUUUUCUUAUUUUAAGUUCGUCUAAACUACAUAUGUGUUAA